GAUGCCUUUUUAGGAGUCUCUUCCUCUUUCGGACUUGUCCCGGUCCCUUUUCUCUCCCGGUAUCCUCUGCGCUGGGGAAUAUGCCCUGCAGAGAUACCCCGCUGCCCCUCCCUUAAGUCCUUAAGGCGCUGGGCAUGCUCUGUAGCCAGAGCAGGUGGCGCGUGCCAGAAGGAAGCUUCCCGCCGCUCGGGCCCCUCCCCUAUGCUUUCCCACAUGGAUAUCCCACGGGGCUCGCGGCAGCCCCUUUCGUCCAGCGUUUUAAAGGCUCGUUCCCAGACCCUAUGAUACGACAGUCAGGCUGAGGCUACGCCGCCGCGGUGGUGCAGAGUCAGGCUCAUCUGACCCCGCAUCCCACUCCCUCUGUCUGCCACGCCCCUCCCCUCCCCUCCUCUUCCAUCUCCUCCGCCUUCUCCAGGCCUGCGGUGAGCGGGAGGAGCUCAGCGGGGGCGCGACCGAGCUCGGGCUAUAAGAUCUAGGUCUCUUCCCACCUUCUCGCUCCCAGACCGAAUUUCUCUGUGCUAAGCCCACACAACCGUGAGCAUGGCGUCCUCGACGAGGAACACUCCCCCGAGCAGCAGGAAGGGGAUUCGGGAAGAAGUCUACUUACCGAUGACCAAGUGCGACGUGGUCGUCGUAGGGGGAGGCAUCUCAGGUUUGUCUGCUGCCAAACUCUUGGCUGAAUAUGAAAUAGAUGUUGUAGUUUUAGAGGCACGGAACCGAGUUGGAGGAAGGACUUACACUUUGAGGAAUGAAGUCGUUGAUUAUGUAGAUAUUGGUGGAGCCUAUGUGGGACCUACUCAAAAUAGAAUUCUACGAUUGUCUAAGGAACUGGGUUUAGAGACCUAUAGAGUAAAUAUAAAGGAAUGCCUUAUUCAUCAUAUAAAGGAAGUCUACAGAGAACAUGAUAUCCAGUGUCAACAUGAAUCAUGUGGAAAAUCUGUAGCUUUCCGGGGUCCUUUUCCUCCAGUGUGGAAUCCCAUUGCAUAUCUGGAUUACAACAAUCUGUGGAGGACAAUAGAUAACAUGGGGAAGGAGAUUCCUUUUGAAGCUCCAUGGCAGGCACCUCAUGCUGAAGAAUGGGAUAAGUUGACCAUGAAGGAACUCAUUGAAAAAAUCUGCUGGACAAAAACUGCCAGGAGCUUUGCUUUGCUUUUUGUGAAUAUCAACGUUACCUCUGAAGCUCAUGAAGUCUCUGCCCUCUGGUUCCUGUGGUAUGUGAAGCAGUGUGGGGGCACAACUAGAAUAUUUUCUGUCAGCAACGGAGGCCAGGAAAGGAAGUUUGUUGGAGGUUCUGGUCAAGUUAGUGAAAAAAUCAAGGAACUUCUUGGUGAACGAGUCAAACUGGACAAACCUGUAUGUUAUAUCGAUCAGUCAGGUGAUAGUGUCAUUGUGGACACUAUAAGCCACGAGAGAUAUGAGUGCAGAUAUGUAAUUAGUGCCAUCCCUCCAAUCUUAACUUGCAAGAUCCACUUCCAACCAGAACUUCCAUCAGAGAGAAUCCAGUUAGUCCAGCGUCUCCCAAUGGGGGCCGUCAUUAAAUGUGUCAUGUAUUACAAGGAAGCCUUUUGGAAGAAGAAGAAUUACUGUGGCUGCAUGCUCAUUGAAGAUGAUGAUGCUCCAAUUUCAAUCACCUUAGAUGACGGCAAGCCAGAUGGAUCUGUACCUGCCAUCAUGGGAUUUAUCCUUGCCAGGAAGGCUCAUCAACUUGCCAACAUUAGUAAAGAGCUACGGAAGAGGAAAAUCUGUGAACUUUAUGCAAGAGUGUUGGGAUCACAAGAAGCUUUGCAACCAGUCCAUUAUGAGGAGAAGAACUGGUGUGAAGAUCAGUACUCGGGAGGCUGCUACACUGCCUACUUCCCACCUGGGACUAUGACCCAGUACGGAAGGGUUAUCCGUCAGCCAUUUGAAAAGAUUUAUUUUGCUGGCACAGAGACAGCCACCUAUUGGAGUGGAUACAUGGAGGGAGCAGUGGAAGCUGGAGAAAGAGCAGCAAGAGAGGUGUUGAAUGCCUUUGGGAAGGUGCCAAAAAAAGACAUUUGGGCACCAGAACCAGAGUCAAAGGAUGUUCCAGCCAUGGCUAUCACCACCACCUUCUGGGAGAGAAACUUACCAUCAGUUCCAGGCCUGCUGAUGGCUAUCGGAGCGACCAGUUCCAUAAUUACACUGUGUAUCAUGAUUUACAAAUGCAAGAGAAUCAUGUGAUAGAUUCUAAAAUUUCCUUUUCAUGCUUUUUGAUUCUUCCUUCCCAGCACCAUCAAAAGGAAAACCUGGAAAAAUUAAAGGUGGUAGCAUUGGACCCUAUUUUUGUGCACUGGAUUUUACGAGCCAAUUUUGUCCCUGUGAGUGUUAAAGUCAUCCCCCCAAAUCAAAAUAGAAUAAAAUAAAUUCCCAUUAAAUCAGUUUUACUAGGAGCAAGGUCUGUCCCAUCACUUGUAUGUGCAAAUUAAGUUGUGUUUAUUGAUAGAAUAAAACCAUAGUGUCAAAGUUUGAAUUUCUGGAAGUUAAAAAUCUCAAGAGAAAUCUUUUAAAGCCCAGAUGCUUGUGGGAAACAAUCACUUCUUUAUCCUGAUUUCUUUCUUAAAAAAAAACAAGCACACCUUAUGAUUUCAUGAAUAAAUUUCUUUUUAACCUUCUCUGUAGUAACUCCAUAAAUUAAGGAUCAAUCCUGUGAAAUAAUCAUCAUAGCUGAGAGCCUGAGAGCCAGCUGGCUAUGGUGACUAAACUAUAUUGUUGGGUUCCCCCUUCCUCUUUUGGGAAUGGGGGUGUCAAUAGAGUCCAGUGUUCAUAGAGCUUCCUGGAGUAAGCAUACCUCUUCUGGCAAUCAUUUCAAUGUAACACUAAAAAUAAAAACUUUAGAUUGAAGCUUAUAUUUAGGAGUGUGUCUUGUAUACAUCUGCAGAGAGGAUUGCUAUUUCUAAUUCCCACAAAUUGUCUUAUUACCUGGUCUUUUCUGCUGCUAGAUUUAUUAUGUAUUUAUGUGUGUGCACAUGUAUAUUUUCCUUUGCUGCUAGAGAUGUACUCCAGACCUGAGGAGAAUGUAUUUACUGAGGUGUUCAGCUUAAAGAGUUGUACCAGUUGGGAUAGGAUAAGGUCUAUGAAUAGAAUCUUUUAUAUUAGACUAAACUAAGCAUUUUUCUAAAGGAUUAUAAUAAUCAUAUUCUUACAGAUAUCACCAGUAUGCCCCUCCCCACCUAGUAUGCCUUGAAAUUGGGGAGAAAAUGAGUUAAUUCUUUGUCAGUAAAAGCUAAAAUGUAAGUUAUGGGCUAGAAUUGAAGCUGGGGUAGGGUCUAUGAAGAGCUUUCUUUUUCCACUUGUGGCCAUUUUUCAUUUAGACUAGUAGUCCCAAAAUUUAAUGCUACUUUUGUUCUCCACUUUUUUUCUACAUUAUGAUUAAAUGGCAAUCAAACCAAAUAUUUUGAUAAAAUAGUAUUCAUAAAGAUUCAGAUUGUACUCAAAUGUAGAAGCAAUUUUUUAGAUUUCAGGGUACUAUAUAUUUUCAAAAGUAAUUCUGAAGGGACAGCAAAUAUAAUCUUAUAAAUCAUUCAUCAAAAAGAACAUGGAAAUUGUUGGAAAUGAUCCUGAUCUUUUUUUUAAUUUUACUUUAAAUAAAAGAUAGGAAAUCAAGUGGAUUAUAAAUUUCCUUUUUCUAGAAGACAUAUUAGUCCAAUACAUACAGAUUUCUUCCUCAUGAUGGCAUUUUGCGGUCACAUUUUUGAAAACUUUCUUAAAUCCAAAGCAGCACUUCUAAACAAAUGGAAGGGAUGACUUGUUAAUAGUAAUGUAAGUUAGAGAAAACAAAAGCCAUCUAGAUAAUAAUUAUCAUUAUAAUAAUAGAGAAAGUAAUAUAGAUGAUCUGGCAAAGUCAAACAUGGCAUAUCUAUGUAUCAUAAUUGGUCCAACAUAAGUCCAGGGACCAGAAUGUUUCCCUUAUAUAAUUUUCCAGAUAACUGAAGCCUAACCUUCAGAUCCAAAACUUGAAAAACCUUAACUUUUAUGGAUCUCUCUCAAGUGAAUAAUGACACAUUUUCAUAUUCUCAUUAAACAAAAAUUUAGCUUUUACUUGAUUUCUCAGGUUCCUUAUUAUGAACUCCAAUUGUACACCUGCUCAGUACCCUCUGAAGCUAUUUGUCCCAUCUAGAGGCUGCCGUAUUGGAUGAUUGUUCAGCUUCUGCUAGAUCCUCCACUUUGUCAUUUGUCAGUGUCAGCUUUGACUUUCUUUCUCAAUCUACCACUUCUGGUAUAAACUGGGAAGAACUAUUGAUUGCCAAAGAAAACCAAACCAACCCGACUUCAAUUCCACCAUCUUAAAGAGCAUUGCGCUGAGGCAGCAGGAAAACUGGAGGCCUCUAAGUGAAAAGUGGCCUUUGUGACAGUUACUUUUACCUCUUUUGAACUCUUGUCUGAUUGCUUUCAGGUGUUCUACUUUUCUCCCUGGGGAAAGAAGCCCCUUCCCUAAUUUAUCUUUAUUCCUUAUAAUCACUAGUCAGUCAUAGCAUUUCAGUGGAGAACCACUGAGUUAGGUUUCUGUUGGUCAUGAGUUAAGGGUCAGAUUUAAUAGUAGCCUCAGCUGGUAUUAACAAUUAACUCCCAAGUUUUAUAAGCUUAAUCAGUAGACACUUUUGUGGUAUAUAGCGUGGAAACAGCCAUGACCAAGAUUCAGAAGAUGGAUGAGCUCUGUGAUUUUGAUCAAGUCACUUUCCUCCUCUGAGAAUCUUAUUCUGACUUGUGCUUAUAAACUAGCCAAUCCAUUCUUGUCAAUACAGUUGUCUUAAACUAUAGAUUAAAUUAAUCUCAUAAUAAGUGCCAAUCCAGAUGUUUUCAUGGAAUCAGCUAGAGGUGAGGACUUAUAGAUCAUGUUACCUGGCUGAAUAGAGUUGGUAAUAACCUUUCCUGGACCAAAUGAAUGAAGUCACUUUGAAAAAUCAAAUAACACAUUGGCCAUCUACUUCAGAAUUUCAGAGGCUGGAGGAGGAGUCCUUUUGUAAAAUCUCUAGAAACGGAUAGCAGUUAAGCCUUGAUGGUCAUUAAUAAUGCUGUGUCAUGGGAAAACUUUGAAAUGAAAGAUUGGGGAAUGUAUUCAGUUUUUCAGUUUAGUGUCUGAUGUUUUGUGUCUGAAAUUUGCCUCAAAACCAUGUGGGGAAGUGUGUGUUCUUUGGCUAUAAAGUAAGAUUUUGCCUUUACUGUUUUGUUUGUUAAUAAAGUAGAAUGAAUAUCA
This is a messenger RNA of Monodelphis domestica (gray short-tailed opossum), 5215 nucleotides long. Its product is annotated as amine oxidase [flavin-containing] A. Gene Ontology annotation, cellular component: mitochondrion. Gene Ontology annotation, molecular function: flavin adenine dinucleotide binding; primary methylamine oxidase activity. The record is from RefSeq and is a predicted model, not a curated record. NCBI's taxonomy places the organism in Eukaryota, Metazoa, Chordata, Mammalia, Didelphimorphia, Didelphidae.